AUGAAGGAAACCUUAACAUUUCUAGCAAUUGUGUGUAUGUGGAGUAGUGUGUCUGCAAGAUGUUCUUCUCGUGGUGAAUGCGCUAUAAUCGGUGGUCGUGUGAAACCAUGUCCCGUGGAUGAAGAACCCAAACCAAUUUUUGACAAUCUUCCAACUGACGAAAAAUUGGAAUUACGUGAAAUUAUUGAGCGAAGGUGUCCUCAUCUUUUAUACGAUGAAGAUGGUAAUAGACUCCCAGAUAAUCGAGUGUUGACUUGUUGUGACCCCAUCCAAGUAUAUACGUUUUCUGACAGCUUAAACAUGGCUGAUAGUGUACUCGCCCGCUGUCCGGUUUGCUUGAGGAACUUCAUUCGACAAAUUUGUGAAAUGAACUGCUCUCCCGAUCAGGCAAGAUUUGUUAAUGUUACUACAGAUGUUACUGCUGAUAACAUUACUUAUGUGGAAGAAAUAAACUAUAGACUUCAUCAUGAUUUUAUGAUUAAUGCCCACAAAUCUUGUUCCGGAGUAAUGGUGCCUCAAUCAGGUAUGCCAGCGAUAAACUUAAUGUGUGGAAAUGCACCCGUCUGCGAUGCAGAUGCCUGGUUCGGCUAUACAGGUGACACAACAAACAAUCCGUUUGUAGAUGUGCAGGUUAAUUUUAUAAGAGUUCAUACAACAGAAGACUCUAUGAACGUAAAUGCUCCUUUAUGUAAUGAAACUUUUGAAGGUGAUAUACCAUGCAGUUGUUUAGAUUGUGCUGCCAACUGUCCUACUAGUGAAAUCGAGGUUCCAUCUAUGUGCACAGUACUUUCAGUUAAUUGUAUAAGUUUUUCAGUGGGCAUUACGUUCUUUGUAAUUAGUGUCAUUGUAUUUAUUAUUUUAACAUUAUUAGAAGUGAGACGAAAAAGACGAUCAUCAGGAGAUACUAAAAACAUUGAAGAAAAAGAUAACACUAACACUAUCACAAAAUUUUUUCAAAGUGUAUUUGAAAAAAUCGGCGAAUGUAGCGCUUCUAAUCCAAUUAUGAUGAUUAUGGUCACGUCUUGGGUUGUAUUUGCUAUGGUAUAUGGCGUUGUCAAUUUAAAGCUAACGGCAAACCCAUUAGAGUUAUGGUCAGAUCCUGAUUCACUUUCUCGUCAAGAACUUAAUUAUUUUAAUUCAAGAUUUGGACCAUUUUAUAGAGCUGCUCAAGUUUAUUUAACAAUGAAAGGUUUGGAACCAUUUCAAGUGGACAAUGUUACAUAUGGCCCAGCCUUUAGAUUGGAAGCUAUACAAGAAUUAAUAAAAUUAGAGGAUGCAAUUUUAAAUAUUGGGCGUGACGACGGAACCGUGAAAUUAGAAAAUGUAUGCUAUGCACCUCUACGACAAUACGGGGAUGAAGAAAAAUUAGAAGAUUGCGUUUCUAUGUCUGCAUCAGCUUACUUUCCUGACAGAGUAGUAAAUAACAAUACAUAUUUGAGAAACAUACAGAAUUGCUUAAAUAAUUAUCUGUCACCAAUUUGCUUACAACCUUGGGGUGGCGGAGCUGAUCCAGAAAUGAGUUUUGGAGGAUUCGAAAAUGGUAAUAUUUUGGGCGCUGAAUCACUCAUUAUUAACUAUCCAAUAACUAAUCAUUUAAGUGAAGACGACUUAGAACCUGUUUUAGAGUGGGAAUUAAAAUUUUUGAAUCUACUAGAUGAUUAUGAGCGAAAUUGGAAAGCAGAUUUUGUUGAAGUCGCAUAUGGCGCUGAAAGGUCUAUUGAAGAUGAAAUUCAGAGGAUAUCGGAAGCGGAAAUAGUACCUAUUGCUAUUAGUUAUUUACUAAUGUUUAUUUACGUAAUUCUUGCCCUUGGAAACAUAAGACGAUGUGGAACCUUUUUACUCGAUAGCAAAAUUACGGUAGCUAUUGGUAGUAUUUUAGUUGUUCUAGCCGCAUUGUUUUGUGCAAUGGGAGUAUUAGGCUAUAUAAAAGUAACAAUUACCCUGCUGGCUAUAAAUGUAAUACCAUUUUUCGUUCUAUCGAUAGGAAUAGAUAAUGUAUUUUUAAUGGUAAAUUCUAUACAUCGCAUACAAUCUAAUCUUGAUAAGUACAGUGAUUAUAAGGAAGGAAUGAGUUUUGAUAAAAAGCGACGGUUUAUAUUCGGUAAGAUGAUGAAAAGUGAAGGACCAUCUAUGUUUGUGUCUUCUAUAACGCAGGUCACGUGCUUCGCUGUAGGGACUAUUGCAAAUUUUCCAGCUGUUAGGUCUUUUGCUAUAUUUGCAACUAUUUCUUUGGCAUUUUUGUUUAUAUUUCAAAUAACCACGGUUGUUGCCAUUUUAUCACUCGAUUACAAACGAGGCGCUCAAAAUAGAUUGGAUCUUUUCUGUUGUGUUCAGAAGAAAGUACUUAAUGAUGAAGAACCACUCCAUUCAGAGAUCGCUUAUGAAGGUAUUACGCAAAAGCUAAUGGAGCCUUAUUCAAAGUUUAUAUUAAAUUGGCGUGUUAAAAUUAUUGUUGCCAUCAUUUUUCUAGCAUUUAUGUCAAUAUGUUGUAUUUUGAUUCCAAGUCUGGACAUAGGAUUAGAUCAAAAACUUGCAGUUCCACAAGAUUCUUAUGUAUACAAAUAUCUGGACGCCGUUGACAAUAUAUUGCCUAUAGGGCCCCCAGUGUUUUUUGUGUUAAAAAGUGGCUUGAAUUUUACAAAUCCUGAGCAUCAAAACGUAAUUUGUGGUGGUCAGUUAUGUAAUGAUGAUUCUUUAACUAUGCAAAUAUUUUUGGCUGUACAACAAAAAGAAAUAACAUAUUUAGCUAGAAUAUCAAAUUCAUGGUUAGAUGACUUUUUCGAUUGGUCUUCUUUGCCAGAUUCUUGUUGUAAGUAUAACAGGACCGAUGGUAGUUUUUGUUCGAGCGUGUCGAAUGACCCCGAGUGUGAAUAUUGUAACAUCCCACAAGGUGAAUUUGCCAACGGAUUAAGGCCAAGUAUUGAAGCAUUCCACUACUAUAUACCAUUUUUCUUGCAAGACUCGCCAACAGAAACAUGCAAUAAAGGUGGGUUAGCUAGUUAUUAUUCAAAUGUAAAUUAUGUUCUUGAUUCAGAAGGUCGCUCGACUGUUCACGAUUCUAACUUUAUGGCCUAUCACACUAAUUUAAGAACAUCGUAUGACUAUAUAACUGCAGUUAAGUAUGCUUAUGAAGUCAGCGAAAAUAUCACGGCUGCUAUACAACGUCAUACAGGUUUAGACGUAGAAGUUUUUCCAUAUUCGGUAUUUUAUGUCUACUUCACCCAAUAUUUGACCGUAUGGGAAGAUACGUUUUCAUCACUUGCUUACUGUGUUUUAGGAGCUUUAUUAAUAAAUAUAGUAGUCACCGGGUUCAACUUUACCAUCACCUUGGCCACAAUAUUCACAUGUAUCAUGGUCGUUGUAGAUAUGAUGGGCAUAAUGUACAUGUGGAAUAUACAGCUGAACGCUGUUUCGUGUGUCAAUCUGAUCGUUUCGAUUGGUAUAACCGUAGAGUUUUGCAGUCAUCUCGCCUAUGCUUAUGCUACUAGUAGUCGCCCUGCAAAUGAAAGGGUUGCAGAUGCAAUCAAAAAAGUAGGGGCAAUCAUUAUUACGGGCAUUACUUUUACUAAUAUUCCCAUAGUUGUUUUAGCUUUCUCAUACACAGAAAUUAUAGAAAUUUUCUUCUUUAGAAUGUUAUUCACUAUGGUUAUUUUAGGUUGCCUUCACGGCAUGGUAUUUUUCCCAGUCUUAUUAAGUUAUUUAAAUGACUUUAAA
This is a messenger RNA of Colias croceus (clouded yellow), 3714 nucleotides long. Its product is annotated as NPC intracellular cholesterol transporter 1 homolog 1b-like. The transcript has a single exon. The annotation marks the transcript as partial. The record is from RefSeq and is a predicted model, not a curated record. Lineage: Eukaryota; Metazoa; Arthropoda; Insecta; Lepidoptera; Pieridae. Gene Ontology annotation, cellular component: membrane.